AUGGUUAAUACAGUAUCUGAUUCAUUGGACAUGUCUACUGCCUCUAUGCAGAGCACUAGAGAGGACAGCACAUCGCCUCUUGACAAUUCCAUAAUGGAAUCACCACCGACACCACCAAAAGAAUCGCAAUAUAUGAAUAAACCUCAAGAUUACCAACCUUUGCACACACUCCCUGUCAUUCCAGCUGGACAGCAUCAGCAUCAGCAUCAUGAGGAUGGAGAAGAGGAGGACAUCAUCAUCAAAGAGCCAUCUUCAUUGGCAUUUCUCAAGGGCCAUGUUCGUUAUUUCCUGAAAUCCGCCUUACAAUUUGUAUUCAAAGAUAAUAAUCUGCCAUUACUUAUCAACCUUAUAUAUCAUCUCAUUGCAGCAAGAGCACUACUGAAUAAGCCAUGGAGAACAGUGACCCGAUACCUCGGCAUUCCACCUACACCAAAGCCAAACUCUGCAUUAAAACAUCAAAUUGAACAAACAACAUCCAUUGCUAUCGAUUUAUUCAGAACGCAAGGUGUGUUUCAUUUGGCUAUGGGGGCAUUAGCUGCAUUAGCGUUAAAGGAGAGAAGACAAUCUUCUGAAAGAUCAGCAUUAUUUGUAUUGACAUUGUCUUCUGUGGGUCAGACAUGGUCUCAUUUCAACGCUUAUUGGAAAUCUAGUCAUCAACAAUAUAAUCUCAAGGCAUUGCAGGAAGUAGGUGGUUCGGAUUUAUUGGUGACGUUGAUCAGCUCUAUUGCAUUAUCAAAGACGGCCAGAAGAACAGGAAGAUUGAUCUAG
Molecule: messenger RNA, 768 nt
Organism: Mucor velutinosus
Lineage: Eukaryota; Fungi; Mucoromycota; Mucoromycetes; Mucorales; Mucoraceae
Product: mitochondrial glycerol-3-phosphate dehydrogenase
Exons: 1
Coding region: 1-768 (255 amino acids)
Source: RefSeq, a predicted model, not a curated record